Messenger RNA from Dujonia railenensis, 426 nucleotides. The record is from the annotation of a GenBank genome assembly. Lineage: Eukaryota; Fungi; Ascomycota; Pichiomycetes; Serinales; Debaryomycetaceae.
AUGAGGGCUUCCUUCCUAAGACUAAACUCCUUCUCACCCUCUGCUAUACUAACGCAUGGGAAAUCGCGGUUUCAAGGUAGAUUCAAAAAGAUCGCCUCCGAGGAUGAAAUCCCGGCGAUACUCAAUGACUUGGUCAUGACUAACAAAGCUGUCCUGAGAGCUAGCCAUCCGCAUAUAAUUGCAUGGAGAAUACAUGAAGACGGUAACUCUUCUAUAGUACAGGGCUUUAAAGAUCAUGGAGAGAAAGGUGCAGGAAUGAGAUUGCUAGAUCAUGUUCUAGUGAAAAAUGAUUUAAGAAACGUACUAGUAAUAGUUACUCGGUGGUAUGGUGGAAGUCCGAUCGGCUCUUCUAGGUUCAGGUACAUCAACAAUAGUGCGCUAGAGAGCUUACGCCUUGGCGGCUUGAUAAGGGGAAACAAGAGGUAA